CAUCGAAUUUGAUAGACAUUUUCUUCAGCUAGGGAAGAUUCAGGAUAAUCUUUAAAGAAAGAGCACCAUCUAUCGUUGAAACAAAGAAGACUGGAUAGGGUAGGUCAUACUAAGCUACUUCAAUGUCAUGUUACAUGAAUUCAGAACCAUUCCUUAAGAUGUCAAAUUCCUUGAUGCCAAGAAAAUAACAUUAGGAUAGGGAUGCAGCUGAUUCAAGAUUUUCUGCAUAUAAACAUAAUUGAAUGGGAAGAAUGCAGGAGGGAAUGUCUGUUACCAAAAGAUAGACAUUGGAAUUUCCUUGAGAUAUUUUUAGAAUGGUAGAGAGAACUAAAGAUAUGGUGGAUUUGAUGUUCAAUGAAGGAAAUAAAGUGGAAUAAAAUAUACUAUCUAGUUAGUUAUUUGAUAACCUUUAACUCAGUAGAUUGAAAAUUGAGAGGAGU
This is a messenger RNA of Paramecium octaurelia, 440 nucleotides long. NCBI's taxonomy places the organism in Eukaryota, Ciliophora, Oligohymenophorea, Peniculida, Parameciidae. The record is from the annotation of a GenBank genome assembly.